This is a messenger RNA of Dreissena polymorpha, 3418 nucleotides long. Its product is annotated as bacterial dynamin-like protein. NCBI's taxonomy places the organism in Eukaryota, Metazoa, Mollusca, Bivalvia, Myida, Dreissenidae. The record is from RefSeq and is a predicted model, not a curated record. The transcript has 10 exons. The coding region runs from base 201 to 1190 and encodes 329 amino acids.
AUUAUUUGUUGAAGAGCACUUUAUGUGUCUGCAUUUUAUUACACAAAACGGCUUGGUUGUAGCUAAUAUCUAAACAUUAUGAAUAUGUUUUGAUUUAACUGGAAGAUUGAUUGUGCGAGUCGAGUGUUUUGUGAGCUAUACGUUUAAGGUUAGACAACACGUUUACUUGGAAAAUAGAUUGUUUAACAUCGGGGUGCAACAUGGAAUAUUUUUGUGUACGAGAUGAGAGUGAUGUUGAUAAAAUGGACAUAGACGAAGCUUUUAAUUGGCUUGAUGACAAACAAAUAAAACAUAAGCUUCACUCCUUAGAGGAGAUGAAACAGCUUAUUCGGGUAACUCGACGCUCGACUGAAAGGAAACCUAGUGAAGGAGAGGAAUUAUCUCAGUCAAGCAUGGCGGACAUUAAAGAAGUGCUAUCAAAUGAUAAUGAUUUAAGGAAGCGUGUAGGUUCUGUAUAUGAUGAACUUUUGGAUACGAUAAAAACGCAACCAAAUUGGAUAUAUCUAUAUAAAUACCUGUCUACGUGGUGCGGGUGCGAUGAAAUCGUUUCAAAGUUAAACGAACACAAAGACGAACUUCAACGCAAAGAUUGUCCAAUCGUUAUAGCCGGAGAGACGAGUGCUGGGAAGAGCUGUUUUCUUAACCUCCUUCUUGGAGAGGAUGUACUUCCAGUUAGCCUGCUCUGCGCAACAUCCAUCAUUUGUGUGAUCCAUCCGAUAUCCGAUGGAGAGGCUCCUUAUUUUACAGUUGAUGGACAACUGAAACCCGUGAAUAGUAAUGACGAACUGAUUGAGAAACUGAAGCUAAUAUUGACAGCUCGCACUGAAGCUGAGACAUUUAAACAAGCGGACGUUUACUUACAUGUGCCUUUGGUUGGAGAGAACAAACACAUCGUUUUUGUGGAUACUCCUGGGGUAGGUGAAAGCGAACAAAUGUCAGAUAAAGUGUUUGAAUACCUGCCAAAUGCAGCAGCCUUCAUAUAUUUGCUGAAUAGUGCCAACGCUGGGGGAGUUCAAGAAGACAAGCUUAUACAGAUUUUUAAGAAAGUUCAAGAUUUGGACCAAUCAAGUUGCUUAUUUAGUUUCGACCCAACGUGCACAAUGCUUGUGUGCAACAAGUGGGAUGUAAUUGAAGAACGAAGCAAAGAGAGGAGGGAACGGAAGAGAGAGUUUGGGAUGAUACAUUAUUAAAGCUGCGGAAAUAUUUGCCAGGAUUCCAAUGGGACAAUCGAAUAUAUAAAAUGAGCACUACUGAGGCAAUUCGUUACAGGGAAAAUGGGAUGAAUGACUCCGAUAAGUAUUCUAAAUUGAAGCAUGGACUAAAGAAUCUGUUAUAUAAUAGCCAAACUAGUAAAUUGAAUAUGCAUUUGAGAUGGUUACAUUCUUUAAUGCAACAAAUAAACAUGUAUACUUCGGCCAGAAAACACUUUGCUGAUGCAACGGAUGCGGGGAAAAAACUGAAGCACGAAGAAAUUCUAAUGAAACUAGAAAAAGCUAAAGAAGAUACUGCAUUUGUAAGGUCCGCACUUAUUGAAUCAUGCAAGGGAAAACUUACUGCUAUGGCACAUGCCGUUUAUACGCAUCUCAACAGGAAAUAUGUAAAGACAAGACUUAAGACGAAUUUAAAAGAGCUUGUACAUUUAAUCACAGCACCAGACGAUGAUGCCUUUCAGUACAAAGCAAAAAAAGCACAUCAUGAAGAUUGUUGGCCAAGAAAUUGAAACCUGGGAACGUGACUCAGGAUUUUGGAAACGUACUGUGGAGAACAUGACAUGUGAAAUGGAAAAGGAAUUCGGACUUUUAGAUGAUGAGUGUUGUGAUGCGGAAGAAGCAAUAGAAUGCAUAGAACAUACGUUCAAAGAUCGUGAAGUUUUAGGAUACAAUAUCGGUGAACUAUGGGAGAAAUUACAGAAUGGUUUUCAAUCAUUUCAGCAUGGUUGUAUUACCAUAUUUCAUGAUCGGCAAGACAUGUUCGCGCGGAUUCUAGCGGCAAGCGUUAAUCAACUUACAAAAUUCAUGCACAGAGAAGCAUAUUUACGGCAUCUGUUAAAAGAGGUAGCGAAAGAAUGCUUCAGUGAAGAAUCAAUACUAAAAAGUAUCAAAGAGAGCAUGUUUGUCCCAAUUGAACGUAAAAUAAAUAGUCAAUGUGAAAAACUAAUUAUGUGUCGAAUAAAAGCGUGCACUAUUUUGAAUGAUUGCAUCGUUCAGGAUACACGACCUGCAAGUGAAAUUACUCAAGAGAUCUCUGGAAUCCGUGAGGAAACACUAUGUUUAGAAGCCAAGCUAAAUAACUAUGAAAAGGAAGCACGGGACAUCCAUUUGUAGAUUCUAUAAUUACAUGACUUUAAUACGUUUCAUUAGUAUUUCGUCCCACUAGGAGUUGUCGCGUUGCACCAGAAAGAUUUACGACAUUAAUUCUGGAAAGAGAUUGGUAAUAGUCCUUGAAGCGAUGAAUAUAUGUAUACUACGUUAAGUAUUCAGUUGUAAUAAGUUUCUAAAUGUGUCUUGGAGAUCAUGCCUAUACAUUGUGUAUAACCGCCGAAACGCGUCGUCUUUAAUUAGUUAGUUUCAUUGUGAAUUAGCAUUAUUUGUUUACAAACACUUAGGGUCGUAAGCGACAUUGAAAUAUGCAUAAUUGCAUUAAUUACUUCAAGAAAGCUUUGCUCAAAUCAUGCAAAUGAUUGAUGACCCAAGACUUAUAUUUCGUGUAUAGUGAUUCAAAUACACCACAGACAAAGACUUACUUGUCUAAACGCGGCAAAUUGGAUGUCUGCGAACGAUAUUGUUUGGAUAGAACACAAUAUGUGGUUCGAACAAUAGUGAAAGGCGAUGAACAGGAAAAAAUAAAAAUCAAUAUAAAUAUAUAUUUAGAGUUACGUUUGAUCGACACUAUUUUUAAUCGAACUUUCUUACUGUAGACAUAUAUUGUUUAAUUUCGCUAUUAUGAAUCAAAAGACCGAGAUAUGGAUUACGAAUACAUAAAUCAUGUUAAAUAUACCACUCAAACGAAAUUCGAAUGUAUCUACGUUUUGGUAAAUUAUCAUUGAUCGACCGUGGUAUCAAAUCUUUGCAAUAUUGACAGAUAGAUCCUUUUAUCAUACCACUGCAUUGAUAUCUGCCUGAUAUAACGCUGCAUGAUAUAUAUUUUUUAUUUCAAGUUCAACAGGAAGUUCAUAUAUCAGUCAAUGUGUCCUGAUAAUAAUAAGUAAUAUUUGUUUGUACAAAUAAAUCAGAUUCAUCAAACCAAACAAUUUGAUACCAAGAUGCAUUACAUUGUAUACAAAGGACGCAACAAAAAGAGUUAAAAAGAUAUUAUCCUAAUAUUACAGAGGGGGUAAUCACGUGAUAGUCAAGAUGGCGACGUGCAUGCCGAGGCAGGUAUUUUUCGUCGUUUUAUACCUUUUUUUACUUGUAUUAUU